GUGGCUCUAAACCAGUUUUAUCUGUUGGAAAGACUUGAAAGAUCAUUAAAGUCCGAUAAAGGCGUCGCCGAUAGGCUUUCGCUUGCACGUUCUUCAACAAUCAAAAAAAGCUUGGAGGAUGGCAAAAGCACAGAAAGCAUUAGAGAAAAAAGAAAGAGUUUGGAGGAAAGUAGAAGAGCUUCCCUUUCCAGUAUGUCAUUUGAUAAGAGCCAUCACUUAAAUAGUGGAAGACUUAGCCUGAGGUUUGAUGAACUUGAAGAGUCGCUCAAAAGCAAGACUGAUGAAGAAAUUGCAGAUUUCUUCUUUUAUUUGAAAGAGAAAGAAGUUCUUUAUUCUGAGAAUUCAAUACUCCACCAGUUCGUUCCUCUUUUGCUUGAUUCCUUGAAAAGUUCCAAUUCUGAUAUUCAGUCCAUUGCACACUCUUCUCUAUUCAAAUGCAUGCUGAUAUCCUCAGAAUUCUUCAAUGAGCACAAGCACAUUGUUUUUGAUGCUUUGAACAGCCCCUGCAUUGCAGUCCGAAAUAAUGCUGUUACAGCUUUCCAUGAUUUUUUAAUAUUUUAUAACACAUCGCUAGAUUCCUCGGUCAUAUUUGAUAAGCUUAGAGACAAAGAUGUUAGCAAGAAUGCGAUGCUGGUUGUGUUCAACCUGCUUCAUAAAAACAUUAUCCGUUUGAAGAGUAAUGCUGUUCAGCUUGUUUCCCUUCUCUUUGAUGAGUCUCUUGGCUCGAUUGUCAAGACACUUGUAAGAUCUCUUUCCGGAAACAACAAUGCGAUCAGCGUUAUAUUCUAUGAGACAUUCACCAGCGAUCUUGGUGCUGAAUUUGUCAAAUAUCUUGCACCAUUCGUUUCAUCAUCCAUUCAUGAAUCUUUGUUCCUUAAAUGCCUUAAUAACUACAAUGACAUUCAAAAGUUAAAAGCUGUCUAUGAAAAUUUUGAGCUUAGUGAAAAAUUUGUCAAGGACAAUCUAUUCCGUGAGGAAAUGAAAGUGUUUGUAGAUCAAAAAGCUGCAGUUUGA
Molecule: messenger RNA, 1014 nt
Organism: Vittaforma corneae ATCC 50505
Lineage: Eukaryota; Fungi; Microsporidia; Nosematidae
Exons: 1
Biological process (GO): mitotic chromosome condensation; meiotic chromosome condensation
Cellular component (GO): condensed chromosome, centromeric region
Molecular function (GO): histone binding
Source: RefSeq, a predicted model, not a curated record